This is a messenger RNA of Pleurotus ostreatus (oyster mushroom), 594 nucleotides long. RefSeq lists its product as uncharacterized. Bases 1 to 594 code for a protein of 197 amino acids. The record is from RefSeq and is a predicted model, not a curated record. Lineage: Eukaryota; Fungi; Basidiomycota; Agaricomycetes; Agaricales; Pleurotaceae. The transcript is spliced from 5 exons.
AUGUCCGAAGCCGAGGAUCAUCGACGCUCUACAUAUGGGUCCACGACUCUGACAAACGGGACUUCGGAACGCAGGGGAACUGUUACCCUCUUCAACAACGAGAAAUUCCGUGCCCAGAUUCUCUCUGCGAUCGCCACCAUAGAGGCUUUGGUUGCAGGUGCUAGGCCAGAUCAGCCGCAGUUUGAAGCCAAUGGAGGCUCUGUGAUGGUCGUCAUCGUCCACUCUGGCCAUUUAUUGUUCGAUAGCAGGCAUAGUCGAUCUAUGUAUCGAGUCAACCCCCCUACUUCGGUGGCGGCACGGAAGCAGCUACCUCCCUCCGGUAGUGACAUCAAGAAUGAGAACUAUUGGAAUUGUGAGCGGCCCCUCCUAGCAACGGUGCCCUCAGCUUUGACACAAAAUAAAAGAAGAUUUCUCGCGCAAAGACUCCCUGACUGGAUUACACCGCCAGGUGGUGUAGAGUUUGGCACGGAAGUAGAGACGAACGACGGAGAUCUACCCAGCUACAACUUGCGGGUGUCUCUAUCUUCCGUGCUAACAUGUAACACCGUGGAUGCCUUCCCGGCAAAGUUCUCUCUUGAAGAGCUGACUCUUUAG